This is a messenger RNA of Mercurialis annua (annual mercury), 1120 nucleotides long. RefSeq names its product mediator of RNA polymerase II transcription subunit 10b-like. Gene Ontology annotation, molecular function: transcription coregulator activity. Gene Ontology annotation, cellular component: mediator complex; chromatin. Bases 214 to 765 code for a protein of 183 amino acids. The record is from RefSeq and is a predicted model, not a curated record. NCBI's taxonomy places the organism in Eukaryota, Viridiplantae, Streptophyta, Magnoliopsida, Malpighiales, Euphorbiaceae. The transcript is spliced from 7 exons. Gene Ontology annotation, biological process: positive regulation of transcription by RNA polymerase II.
UGAUCUUUUGUUCAAUUUUCUUCUUUUCCUAACUACAGAUAGGUAGGAAAACCAACUGAAUAAACUGUUAAAGAAGCUACAAAACCAGAAAUCAGAUAAAAUUAGCUAUCACAUUCUUCCAUCUCUCAUCUUGAAUUUGUUUCUAAAAUUCAUUAAAAAUCUUUAAUUGCAGUGCAUCCCUAGUUUUCGUAUAAAGCUUCGUGAUUUUCAGAUAUGGAUCCCUCAACAAUAGGGACUGGUGGAAAUGGCGUGUUGCCUACUCAUGUGAAUGAUACUGCAACAGCAGCAGCAGAUGACCCAAAGCAGAAUCUCAACAAUGUUAUUAACUCCAUCCAGACGAAUCUUGGCCUCAUCCACCAGCUUUACCUUACCGUCUCUUCCUUCAACACUGCCUCCCAGCUUCCUCUGCUUCAACGCCUAAAUGGUCUGGUUACUGAGCUAGAUAAUAUGGCCAAGUUAUCUGAAAAGUGCAACAUUCAAGUUCCUAUGGAGGUCCUCAAUUUGAUUGAUGACGGGAAGAAUCCAGAUGAAUUCACCCGUGAUGUUAUAAACAGCUGCAUUGCCAAAAAUCAGGUCACCAAGGGCAAAACUGAUGCCUUCAAGGGUUUGCGCAAGCAUCUCUUGGAGGAACUUGAGCAGGCAUUUCCAGAUGAAGUUGAAUCAUAUAGGGAGAUACGUGCACUCUCUGCUGCUGAAUCAAAACGUCUUGCUCAAGCUCAGAGUUUGUUGCCCAAUGGAGAUGUGAAGGUUAAGAGCGAUCUUUAAGGGUCGCACCAUCGUUACUCGAUUGAGAGGUUUUAGAAACCAGGAAGUCUACUCAGGGCAUGAGAAAAUAUGAUACUGCAUGAUGAAGCGUAUUAGAAGUGUAUACCGAUGAAGAAGGGCUCAUUAUUCAUUUACAAGCGCUCAAAAGCAGUCACUUUUUUCUCUCACGGACUAAGGUAGUAACUAGUAAUUUGUGUCCAGUGUCAUGGCCAAUGAGAGUAAGCAAUUGCUGAUCUUCUACCAUAAUCUUCUCUUUUCAUGUAUCAAUAGUCUAAAUUGAGGUUAUAAACACAAACUCUGCAGAGAAGGAUGGAAUAAAAUUCGAUUGUGAAUGAUUUGUUUUAUACUUUCAAAA